Linum trigynum is the source of this 7493-nucleotide messenger RNA. NCBI's taxonomy places the organism in Eukaryota, Viridiplantae, Streptophyta, Magnoliopsida, Malpighiales, Linaceae. The record is from the annotation of a GenBank genome assembly.
CUAAUUCAUUACUUGCUUCAAUAUCUGUUCUUAAUCAUUCCAUUUAUCUUCUUAGGUUUCCUAGAAUCGAAAUCCUCUCUGUCUUUUGCCUCCAGUAGAAUGUAGAAAGGCUGUUAUGGAGACCGACGGCUCUGGCGGCGAGUUGGGGAACGCUGGAAAAAGGCACCGUGAUAGUGAAAAUGAUUCUACUGCUACAGACAGGUUGACCCACCUUCCGAACCUCAUUAUCUAUCACAUACUUUCAUUUCUUGAGACGAAAUCCGCUGUCCAAACCUCAGUAUAGUCCCGAGCGUGGAGAUGUGCUUGGAAGCAUGUCCCCGCCCUUUUUCUCUCUUCCGAAUCAUUCUACUAUUAUGAACCUUUCGAGAUGUUUGUGGAGAAGAUUCCGUCCCUCCGGUACCCCUGUAAUAUCCACAAGGUGACAUAUAUGAUAUAUCGAUAGUGUACAAACGGAUUUUGAUGGAAGAGAAUAUCGUGAAAACCCUUUAUUUGCCAGGGUCGUUGAAUAUGCCUCACGCCAUGAUGUUCAACAUUUAGUGAUUGACCUGUGGAAUGAUGAUGAUGUAGAACAAAGUCGCAGGUUCUCGAAUGUGUUCAGGUUGAUCUCAAUUUGCAACAAUCUCAGAACGUUGGAGUUAUAUCGAGUGGCCAUCGUCCAUCGAUAGUGCAUUCCCAUCAUUUGGUUUCCAGAAGUUGACUACACUGACGCUACAGUAUUGCCCUCUGGCUUUUGGUGAGGAGGAGGACGUUGAUCCUUUUUCUAAGUUUCCCUGUCUCCAGAAUUUGAUCAUGAAAAAUUGCCUUGACCUCCUUCCAUGUGACGUCCGUGCAGGGAGUUUGAAAAUUUCCGGGCUCCAAUUGCUUAGCCUGGAGCUCAAACAUGUGGAGUUCUGCAAGAUCAAAAUAGUUGCCCCGAAACUAAAGUACUUCUAUUUGAGGGAUGAUAUACUUCAUUCGUCAGAGUUUUUGGAGGUAAAUCUUCCUUCCCUCAAUCAUGCUGAGCUUCUUGUCAUACAUAGUGAUAUGAAAGAGAGGAAGAAAGAAUGGAUGGCACAAAAUUUGUUCUCCUUGGUCCAAGGGAUGCAUAAUGCAGAAACUCUGUCUUUGUAUGGGAUCAUCCAGGUAUAUAUAUUCUUUUGGUUUUAGAAUGUGGCUAAUGUAGUGUAACUUGAUCCACGAUAUUUUACCUCAGGUCUUAAGUUGGUUAUUUUUCUUUUCCUUUCAUGCAGUUACUUGGUGAUUUUGAUGAGGUUCUCCAAAAGCAACUCUCUCCCUUUACAAGAUUGAAGCAUGUGAAUCUAUUUAUGAAUCGACAUUCAAAUAAAGUACCUUUACCUUACAAUGUGCUGGAUUACUUUCUUAAAGGAUCUUGUGCCGAACCAGUUAUUGACUUUGACAAGAAGGCAUGGCGUACCCAGAGGCCAGCGCGUUCAUGUCAUGAUUCAAAAGGAAAGCUCCAGGUUAGCCCUACUUAGCAGAUUUGGCGCUGUACGAAUGGCUACUGUCAUUAUUCAACAAGUCCAUCAUACUGAAGUUUCUAGGCUCAACUACAAAUCCAGGCUUGGCAACGAAUUCUGGAUGUUGUACCAUAACCAUAUGGAACAACCUUGAGUGCUAUCAUGUCACUUGUAGUGUUGUGGGUACUUUUUUUUAAAGGAUGUAUGUUAGUUGUAUCAGUUAUCUUAGGUUGAACAUAGUAAAUGACCAUUGUUGGAGAUUUGGAGUUGUUUAUACUUUUUAGUUGGGAAAAAUGUUGAUGUCUCACUGUGUUCGUCGGAGUCGGAUUAGGUGCUAAUCUCUGAAGAGGUUAGUACCAUGCUAACUGUGUUUCGGAUUAGGUGCUAAUCUCUGGACAUGCUAACUGUGUUUCUAGCUGUAGGAUGACAAUCUAACCUUAUGGUUAACAUUAAUUAAAGGUUGAUUUGGUAAAAACAAUAAUCAUUAAUCGAAACCCUUAUAUUCUCUCCACCCCUAAACAAGGAUGUCAAUUUUCACCUGACUGUUUUAGGCGAUAUGUUUGACCUUUUUCGAGGUUCGAUAUUAUAUGUAAUUUUACUCAAAAUACUUAUAAUUUUACUUUUGUAAUAUCAUAUUUUAGCUAUAAUGAAGUUGUAAAUAGGUGAGAAUCUUAAUUCCUUGAAUAUUUUAACUACAUUUAUCAUAUUUUAGUUUGUUUGAAAAUUUUCCUUUAAAAUUUUGAAAAUUUCUAAUAUUUUUUUUUUAAAUUACAUACCCAUAUGGGUCGACCUGCCCCAACUCGCGUCCUGUAAUGAAUUACUCUUCCUGGACCCAACGUGCCACAGGACGGGUAUGGGUAUCAAGAUACCUGUCUCGAACCUGUCCCAUUGUCAUUCAUAUCCCAAGUGCCGCCACCCAUUUUCAUUUUGUAAAACAGUCCCUCUGCCUUCGUAUCCUCUCUCUCUCUCUCUCUCUCUCUCUCUCUCUCUCUCUAAUAAGGAUGGCAAAGCAGAUCCCAAUCCGACUUGCCAUGUGGAGGAUAAAAUCCGACCCAAACUUGAACGGCGAAUCUCAACCCGAUUCGUAGUUAGAAUGCAGUGAAUAAGGACGUUGUUGAACAUCCGCUCCUACCUGGCCAAUAAUCUCCUCCGAAUAGUAGAUUAUUCAUAUAUUUUCGGAAUCGUUUGGAUGAGGAAUUGUAACAGAUCAAUUUGACGCAAUUGUCUCGUUUUGAGAUGAUUGUCACAAAUUGACUCGUUUGUUGGAAGUAGCUUGUCAAAAAGAGCUAAAACUUGCUUAAGUUUCGUGCAGAACAAGAAUGCUGGGAACGGUUUGAAAACACAAGAAGGAAAGUUUUCAAAGUACUUACCAUAAACCAAUUCAAGGAAGAAAAGGAAGGCAAGGAGCAACGACACAAUAGUUGCAGAAUAAAAGGCUGAAGGAAGCAAGCAGAUCGUCACUUUUCUGGAGGUCACUCAUACUAGGAAAGCUAAGAUCAUAGCUAGUGUGAUUGAUAAGAAAAGAGAGACUAAUUCAUCUUCUGGAGAGAAUUUGGGUUAGGGCUGUGUUGAGUGAAACACAGAAGCUGGAUAGCUGGUAAGAUUAGGGCUGGUACACCAGACCGUUAGAAAAACCGUGGUCCAAACCGUACCGCACAGUUUGGUCUGGACCGUAGACCGUUAAGUAUGGUCUGGUUUAUUUUAUGUUUUGAUCUCUUGGUCUGGUCUGGUCUAGACCGCGGUUUACCGGACCAAACCGUGGACCCAACCGACUUGUCAAUACGUGUUAAUAGCCCAUUCGAUCACCCUCCCAACUCACACAACGACACCCAAAUCUCAACCUUAAUUUUGAGAAUCUCGUCCCUCCUUCAUUCACAACCACAUUUAACUAGAGAGUAGAGAUAAUCGUGUCUCCAUAUGACAUUAUGUUAAUGUGUAUAACGUUAUGGUGCAAGUUUGUAUGCUUUUACUUUGUAUUUUUGUUAUUUCUAAGAUUUAGGAUAUCAAUAUUAUUCAUGCAUGUUAAGAUUAAUGUUUUAAGGCAAAUAACAAUUAUUUUUCUUGGUUAUUGGUGCAAUUUUUUGUGUGGUUGACUAAACAAAUUAUUCAUUUUUCUUUGAGUGUGGUCUAUCUGGACCAGACCAAACCAGACCGCACAGGCGUGGUCUGGACCGGGCCGUAUAGUCUGUGGUCUGGUCUGUGGUCUAUACUUUAACCUCUCGGUUUGGACCAUAGACCGUAUAUAUGGUCUGGUCUGGACCAGACCGCACCGUUUCCCAACCCUAGGUAAGAUAUCAGGGUUGAGUUGAAACAAUCAACUUUCCAGGAUUGGAUUGAUUGAUUUCGGUGCUGUAUGCUUGUAUAACUUCGACGAACUUCGAGCUUAGUGGAACGUCGGAAAUCACCUCAUCGUGAUCAUCCGACCGUGGAAUAGUCAGAGUUGGGAUUCUCUUUACCCAACUCUGGAAACCACGUAAAAAGUGACUGUGUUCAUUUAUCUUUUAUGGCUUAUUGUUUGUGUUCGAAACUUACUCUGCUUCUGCAAAGUUUCAGAGAGUUAAUCUGGAAACAGGGGAAUUGGCUCGAAGAAUCACGAAGAAGGAGUUGGGUUUACAAUCUCAAAACGCACAGCUUUGGAAAGAGUAACUUGACAGUGCAAUACUUUCGGGCCGGAACAAAUAACUGACUGGGCUAAAGGAUUCAAGCCCAGUCACUAAGAAAGACAGACCCAAAUUAUAUCUCUCUUCUUUACUAGUUUUACUUUGUACAUUUCUUUCAGUUUUUCGUUGUCCUUCACCUGUUCUUGGCCAAAAUCGAUUUAGGGUUUCAGCCUUACAGCUGAACUGGGGAGAUAGAAACCUCAAGUAGGUGCAGGCAUUUCGCGCUCGAAGCCAGCAACAUUGUUUAAUAGCAAAAAAUUUAAAUGGAUACGAAAAUAUUUUGAAUUGAUCCAUUUUGAAUCAACUUCAAUAGUUUGAAUGGAAAUAAGUAAUUCAAAUUACCUCAUUUUUAAUUGUCUUUUUUUAAAAUGAAACAAUUCUCAUUUCUACAUUCAUCCAUCCCUUCAUUUCCAACCCAGACACCCAGCUAAAGGAGAUCCUGGCUACGCCCCUUUUAUUUCCACGGUAACGCUCGAGUUUCCCUGAGGAUUUGAGUUGUUUUCCUGGUUCUAAUCCUUCGAGUUUAUCCAGUUCAGGCUCUCAGAAUCGAAAUUAUCAGUAGUCGGUCUCAGGCAGAAAACCUAAUGAACGGAAGCAAGGAAACAGGGAAGGAAAGACGCUGUGACAGGUUAAGCGAUCUUCCGGCGCCCGUUAUUCAUCACAUCCUUUCAUUUCUCGACACCAAAUUGGCCGUUCAGACCUCUGUGCUGUCCCGAUUGUGGAGAUUCGCCUGGAAACAUGUCCCCGUUCUGAACUUCCAACAAAGCUACUUCCAAAUUUACUCGAGUUUCCACAGAUUCUCCGAUUUGUUUGGCUGGAUCUCGAGCUGCAAUCUCAAAACCCUGAAAUUAAGAGGAUUCUACCUGGAUAUUGGGUUCAGAUCUCCUCGUUUCCGGAUGCUGACUACUUUGAAACUGGUGACUUGUCUUGUUGCCUGUGGUGAUGAGGAGGUGGUCUUUGAACCUUUCUCAAAUUUUCCUUGUCUGAAGCAUUUGGUCGUGGCUGAUUGUCUCUGUUGUGAUGAUAGUGAUACUAAUACUCAAAGACGUAUAAAGAUACACGGACUCGAAUUGCUUAGCUUGAAACUGGAAUGUGCUGUGUUUGACAAAAUUGACAUAUAUGCACCAAAGCUGGAAUUAUUCAGUUUUUUGGAUUACGUGGCAUGCAUAAGGUUGUCCGAUUUAAGCCUACCGUCCCUUGAUUAUGCUGAUAUUGGGUUCCACAAGGUGAAGCAGGGUUUUGUACAUGGAGAGAAAAAGGAACUCAUAAUGCUUCGGCUGAUCUCCAUGUUCCAAUGCUUGCAGAAUGCAAAAUCUUUGAAGCUGAAUGGGGGUAUCCUUCAGCUAAUGAGUGAAUUUCAUGGGGUCUGGGAAGAUCAGCCAUCUCCUUUUACAAGAUUGAAGUCAUUGAUUCUGGAUUUUGAGAGUGUACGUUAUGAACACGUCGACUACUUUCUUAAAGGAUCUUCUAGUACGAGUCCAAAUGUUGAAUUCAUCUAGCCCUAGUGGUAAUUGACCAGUUUGCCAAGUUUCUCAUCCGUGUAUGCAACUGGUCAGUGUCUCCCUUUACUCACUGUUUUGAUUAACAGAGUGUUUUGAAUCACUUUGCCACUUUGUAAUAGCUUAACUUGUUCCUUUCUGUAGUAUGAAUCUGUGUCUGUCUCUUGAUCUAUUAGAUAAGCCGAUCGAACUGUCUUGCAUCCGAGAAUAAUUGUUCUGGGGCAGAUAUCACAAGGAUGCAGAAUGUGUGAGGAAACUAAGUACAGCAAAGAACAACGUUAUCAUAUAUGAAGAUUGGAGCCUGUGAUGGUUCAGGGUGGUUCAUAUACAAUAGAGGAGCUGUCCUUAGCAAACCAGAUAGAGCUGUUGAAAUGCCCUUCUUGGUCCUGCUUUUCCAGUACAUGGUGAUGGCUGUACAGUUGUAGAAGUAGCACCAUUUCCGGAUCUGUUAGUUCCGGGGGAUUCGUACUUUCUUCCAUCAAAUGUAGCUUUGUUUCUGGACACAAAAUCAGCCCGUCUCCCAGAACCUGUUAUCUAUCACAUCUUUUCGUUUCUGGACACCAAAUCGGCCGUCCAGACCUUUGUGUUGUCCUGAGUAUGACGAUGCACUUGGAAACACGUCCCGGUUCUCAAUUUUUGUGGCAAAUCCUUCGGGCAACAUUCGAGUUUUCUGAAGGUAUGUUGGCAAGGUUCUGUCACUUUGUUAUCCAGUUAAUGUCCACAAGUCGAGCUAUUUAUCAGAGCGAUAUAGAAGGGAGUGGUGGAUGGACUGUUCAGAGGAAGCAGAUGAUGAUUAGUUCGUUAGGGUCAUCGAGUAUGGCUUGCUCCAUGAUGCAAAACAUUUAUUGAUUGGACUGGACCAUGGUUUGGAUGUCGAUCACUAUUACCGAGUCUAUGAUUUGUUCGGCUCCUCCAAUUGCAAUCUCAGAAGCUUAGAAUUCGGUUUCCUCGCCAUCGAUAGUGGAUUCAGGUUUUUCGGUUUUUGGAUGCCGACCUCAUUGAAGUUGGACUAUUGUGUGCUGUCUUUUGGUCAGGAGAAGGACAUUGAUCUGUUCUCUACCUUCCCGUGCCUUCAAAAUGUGGUUGUGGAACAAGGCACUAAUAUGCCUACUGAUGAUAUGCAUGAAAGGCAUUUCAAGGUUUCAAGGCUAGAAUUACUUAGCUUGUUGCUCAAAUCUAUCGAGUUUGAAGUGUUCGCCCCAAAACUCAAGUCGUUCCAUUUCAAGGAACACAAAUUUAUAUCAUUGGAAUCCUUAGAUUUAAGUGUUCCUUCCCUUGAUCAUGCUUGAUAUUUUGGUACAUCCCCUGGAUGACAACGAUGAUGAAGAGGACGGCAACGCCAUUGAAUGGGAGAAGCAACGCUUGAUCUCCUUGUUCAGAGGUUUGUGUAAUGUAGCAUCUCUGACGCUGCAUUCUGAAAUCAUCAAGGUAUCAAGGUAUACUUUGUUUUGAUAUGCAGUUAAUCUAAAUUGAAAGGUUGCCCCAAGAAUUUGAGUUGGUUUCUGUUCUGUUAUGGUACUUCCUUUACCCAAACGACAUACAUUACAAGGUGGCCAAUUACUUGUUCAAACUUAAAAGGUUCUUCUAGUGUCAAACCCAUUAUUGAUUUUGUCAAGAUGUAGUAUUUGACCUCUUUGUCAUAGUUCCUUCUAGUCGUACCUAAUUAGUACUUCGUUACUCAUCCUUUUUCCGGACCGUUCCUAGUUACUCUUCUGCAUAACUUUUUAUAUGAUAGUCAGAUGAAAUAGUAGACAAAUAUGAUUAUAAUGGGUAAAAAUAACGUCAAUCGAUACUAAUUGAACUGACGAUGAAAGAGCAGUUUAUGCCACUAAAUGGACAAUUUUGUUAGUUUCUAAGAAUAAAGAGACAAGACAGUU